Ilex paraguariensis (yerba mate) is the source of this 1020-nucleotide messenger RNA. The record is from the annotation of a GenBank genome assembly. NCBI's taxonomy places the organism in Eukaryota, Viridiplantae, Streptophyta, Magnoliopsida, Aquifoliales, Aquifoliaceae.
AUGGCUUCCAAAUUUCUCUGUCAAUGCACUUGUUUUGCUUUGGUCUUCAUAAUGGGGGCUUUGAUUUCUCAAACGACAUCUCGCUCUCUUCCAGAGGCAUCGAUGUAUGAGAGGCAUGAACAAUGGAUGACUCAAUAUGGACGUGUGUAUAAAGAUAGUGACGAGAGGGACAAUCGUUUCAAAAUAUUCAAGGAAAAUGUUGAGAGAAUAGAUUCAUUUAAUAAGGCUGCAAACAAGCCUUACAAGCUUGGUGUCAAUCAAUUUGCAGAUCUCACAAAUGAAGAGUUCGGAGCACACAAUAGACUCAUGAGGCGUGUUUGCUCCACGGAGGCAAUCUCCUUCAAAUAUGAAAAUGUGACUGCAGUGCCAACAACUAUGGACUGGAGGAAGAAAGGAGCAGUAACACAGAUCAAAGAUCAGGGCCAAUGUGGUUGUUGCUGGGCAUUUUCUGCGGUGGCAGCUGUGGAAGGAAUCACUAAAUUAAAAACAGGUAAGCUAAUAUCUUUGUCCGAGCAAGAGCUGGUUGAUUGCGACACCAGUGAAGAUCAAGGUUGUGAGGGUGGUCUCAUGGACAAUGCUUUCACGUUCAUCCAAAACAAUCAUGGCCUUACGACUGAAGCUAAUUAUCCCUAUGAGGGAACUGAUGGUACUUGCAGUGGCACCAAAGAAGCAAAUCAUGCAGCGAAGAUAACAGGGUACGAGGAUGUGCCUGCCAAUAGUGAGAGUGCACUACUUAAAGCAGUUGCAAAUCAACCAGUCUCUGUUGCCAUUGAUGCUGGGGAAUCUGACUUUCAGUUCUACUCGAGUGGUAUAUUUACAGGGGAGUGUGGUACCGAACUAGACCAUGGUGUUACUGCUGUUGGUUAUGGCACCAGCGAUGAUGGGACCAAGUAUUGGCUAGUGAAGAACUCAUGGGGUACAAGUUGGGGUGAGGAAGGCUACAUAAGAAUGCAAAGAGAUGUUGAUGCAAAGGAAGGCCUGUGUGGUAUUGCAAUGCAAGCUUCAUAUCCCACUGCAUAG